Thalassophryne amazonica is the source of this 2657-nucleotide messenger RNA. RefSeq names its product transforming growth factor, beta-induced (gene tgfbi). Bases 50 to 2086 code for a protein of 678 amino acids. NCBI's taxonomy places the organism in Eukaryota, Metazoa, Chordata, Actinopteri, Batrachoidiformes, Batrachoididae. The record is from RefSeq and is a predicted model, not a curated record. The transcript is spliced from 17 exons. Gene Ontology annotation, molecular function: protein binding.
GAACAAGAGGACAUUUUAUUCGUCUUUUGCAGUCUUUCGGAACGUGAACAUGCUCGCGCUCCGGCUUCUGGUUCUGGUUCUGUUGGCGGCUCUGAGCGGGUCUGCGGUUCGGUCUCCGUACCAGGCGGUCCUGCAGCACAGCCGGGUCAGAGGCAGGCAGCACGGGCCAAAUGUUUGUGCAAUGCAGCAGGUCAAAGGCACCGAGAAGAAAUACUUCACCAAUUGUAAGCAGUGGUACCACCGCAAGAUUUGCGGAAAACCCGCGGUCAUCACCUACGAGUGCUGCCCCGGGUAUGAGCGCAUUCCUGGAGAGAAGGGCUGUCCUGCCGCUCUGCCUCUGGUCAACAUCUACAACACUCUGGGCAUGGUCGGAGCUUCCACCACACAAAUCUUCUCAGAACGAGCCAAACUGAGGGAGGAGAUCGAGGGUCCAGGCAGCUUCACAUUCUUCGCUCCGAGCAAUGAGGCCUGGGACGCCCUACCUCAUGAGAUCCUGGACGCUUUGGUGAGCAACGUCAACAUCGAGCUCCUGAAUGCUCUUCAUUACCACAUGGUGAACCGCCGGCUGACGUCUGGGGAUCUGAAGCACGGGUCGUCCUUUGCCUCUAUGUACCAAGGAUUCCACGUGCACAUCCACCACUAUUCCAACGGAAUUGUUACGGUGAACUGCGCCCGUCUGAUCAAACCUGACCAGCAUGCCACCAACGGUAUCGUGCACAUGGUUGAUCGCGUCAUCAUUGCCAUUUCCAACAACAUCCACGACCUUAUUGAUGUUGAAGAUGACCUGGAGACCCUUCGUAUGGCCUUCGCUGCCGCUGGUCUAACCACGAUGUUGGAGAGUGACGGCCAGUACACCAUCUUUGCACCUACCAAUGAGGCCUUUCAGAAGAUUCCUCAGGACACGCUGAAUCGAAUCCUGGGAGACCCUGUUGCACUGAAAGACCUGCUGAAUUACCACAUCCUGAAAAAUAUCCACUGUGCCGAGUCCAUCGUGUCGGGAGCGCCCAUGGAGACGCUCCAGGGCACCGUGCUGGAGGUUGGCUGUGACGGAGACCAGAUGACACUGAAUGGGAACGCCAUCGUCACUAAGAAGGACCAGCUAGGAACCAACGGUGUCAUCCACUAUAUCAACGAGCUGCUCAUCCCGGACUCGGCCAAAACCCUCCUGGAACUCGCUGAGGCUUCCUCUGUUACCACGGCAACCAAGAUGUUUGUGGAAGCCGGUCUCACGUCACACCUGACGGGCUCUGAGGCACUAACGAUGCUGGCGCCGCUGAACGACGCCUUUAAAGGAAGUGAGAUGAUGACGUCUGAGAUGAGGAAAACAAUGAUGAACCACAUCGUGAAAGAGCAGCUGUCCUCCAAGUCUCUGUACCACGGCCAGGAACUGGACACGCUGGGAGGACUCAAACUCAGGGUCUUCGUCUACAGAAACAAUCUUUGCAUUGAGAACGCCUGCAUCGCGGCUCAUGACAAAACUGGACGGUUUGCGUCCAUGUUCACUGUAGACAAAGUGGUCACGCCCCCAACAGGAACCAUCAUGGACAUCUUGAAGGCAGAGGACAGGUUCAGUCUUCUGGUUGGAGCCAUCCAGACCACUGGGAUGACCGAGCUUCUGAACCAGCAGGGGGCACUGACCUUCUUCGCCCCUACCAACGACGCCUUCAACAGCAUGUCGCCGACGGAACUCAACAGACUAAUGAGUAACCAUCAGGAGCUCUCCGCGGUGCUGAAGUACCACCUCGGGAAGGGAAUGUUGGUCAGUGGAGGAAUUGGAUCCCACACCAGAGUCGAGCCUCUGCAGGGAGACAAACUGGAGCUGGGCCUGCGUAACUACACCGUGUACAUCAACAAGGUGCCAGUGACAGAGGCGGAUCUGAUGGCCACCAAUGGCGUGGUGCAUGCCAUCAAAGCCAUCAUCAAGCCAUUGCCGCCUAAAGUGGAUCGAGAGCAAGGAGACGGACCUGCGGUUCCGCUCAGGACAGCUUCCGCUUCCAGGCUCAACUCCAGAGGCAUCAGAAACGAAGAUCUUUUCCAGAAAGUGAUCAAGAGUCACUCGAGCAGGACGAUGAAUCGCAGCCAGUAAGACGGUGAACGGGCCGAACACACCGUCCAAACCCAGCAGAACCUCUGAGGAUCAACACAACACAUCCCCAGAAAGUCUCAGAGGAAAACCCAUCUGACAAAGAUCGCAACUUCAGGUUCAAACCACGAAAACAUUAGAAAAUUGCUAACCUGCUAAUGUUAAAAUGUAAUCGUGCCAGCACGCUAUUCGUGAUGCUAGCUUUACUUUAGCUGUGGAGUACUGCAGUACUGAUUUUGGGCUGUAUCACUCUGUGGUACUGGCAUCUAUAAAGCCAGCCCACAAACAAUACAGAUAACGCAUUGCAUGCUAGCAUGCCAAUGUCAGCAUUAGCAUGGUAGCAUAUAGUAUUUGAGUGUUAGCAUGGAUGCACUGGUGGCUAGUCUUUGUACAGGUACUAAUCAUUGGAACUAAAACGUUUAGCAUCCCACAGAUGUUUACAUACUUGUGACAGUUUAAGCACUAGCAUUUAAAGCAUGCUAAUUUUAAUGCUAACAUUGUUAAUGGGUUAAUUACUAAAAAAAAAAAAAAAAAAAAAAAGCUCAUGCCAACACAAAUAUCAGCAUGUUGUUAG